AUGCAGCAAUUGGCGGAGACGGCACAAUUAGCAGCCCAGCUUGCAGCUUUGGUUGGGUCACACAGUCCGGAUCAAACACCUAUGCAACCUGCUCAGGCAUUAGCUCUAGCACAGUUUUUGAUGAAUCGAGGUGUUGGAUUGGGGGUUGGUAACACAGCGCCCAACUGUUCCAAUGUUGGCCCAAACAACUCAAGAAAAGAUGAGUCUUUCGAUGAAGUGUCUAGUGCCAACUCAUCUACUUUGAAUACUUCCGGAUCUUGUGGUGUAAACGAAAGACGUCAGGAAUCACAGACACAAUGGCCUACUCUUAGUUCUUCAGUGAAUCGAAAUUCAUCUCAUACUGGUGAUGGCAGGUAUAAUUCACUAAACAAAACAUCCGAUUUGUCAUAUGCAAAAAACUGUACGAAUAGUUUACCAGAGAAUUCAUCCAAUGUUAAUUCAAGCGUGCAUACUCACCGUUCAACGCAUAUAAAUAAAUCACAAUCAACAGUUACAAAGUCGUCAAUUAGUCCUCGAUCAACAAAUGCUAAGUCGAAAAGUCUAUUAUUUGAUUCAACUUCAUCUGAGCCUGUGAUGAUGACAUCUCCGGAUAAAUCAAGUUCGCUAGAUAAUGAAUACAAUCGAAGUCAGCAGAAUGGUAGAUCAACAAAGAACACUGAAAUUUCUUCUAAUGUUUCUUCGCGUAGCACUGAAGUGAAACAGAAUUUAAAUAACCUAUCCCGAACUGGAUCCACAAAUCAAAGUAAAACAAAGGCUAAGCAAUCAUCUGGUGGACAUUUGGAACGUGGACAAGUGUCAGAUGCUCGUUUUGCACGUCUCGAAUCUGAUUCUGGACAUUCAUCAAAUACCACAGGAGUUAAUAAUACAAGUGCAAACAACCAAAAAUCACUGAAUAAUUCGAUCUCUAAAGCAAACAAUAUUCGGUCACCUACAAAAGCAGUUAUUCAGAACAACAAUACCCCAUCGCCUCAGUCAAACACUAGCGGGAAUCUUCGUUCAUCUGAGACUACAUUCUCAUUAGUUGUAUCGAGUUCAGAAACAGAUUCUGACCAGACUGUAGAAGAAGAACUUAAAAAGCUGACACAAUGGUGUCAGUCAAGGCUUAGUUCAAUGCCGAUGCGUGAAAAAGUGGAUAUUCCAACGGUUGUUGAAUUGUUGGCCACACUGGAUGCUCCUUAUGAAGUUGAACGAAUGGUACAGACAUUUUUGGGUGAAACAGCUCGCACAACUCAGUUUGUCAAAGAUUUCCUUGAUCGUCGUCGACCUUUUUGGCAGCUUCAUAGAAAACGGCGUGAACAAGCUAGUAGUAUGGAAGAACCUACGGGUCAGAAUAGUACAAGUCAAUGUGUCAGUACAGUUCGAUCAUCUGAGAAAAAAAAGCGUGCAAACCCAAAUGAUAGCAAUACACAGCGCCAGAAUUCCAACACUUGCAACGGUCUUAGUUGGACGAAAUCGGAUUCUGUCCACCCACCGAAUGCUGAACAGAUCCAGGAUAAUCAGUGGCACCAUAUCAAACCUAAAGGAAGUCAUAAUCGUAAAAGCAAAAAAGAUAAAUCGACAUAA
Trichobilharzia regenti is the source of this 1563-nucleotide messenger RNA. NCBI's taxonomy places the organism in Eukaryota, Metazoa, Platyhelminthes, Trematoda, Strigeidida, Schistosomatidae. The record is from the annotation of a GenBank genome assembly.